This is a messenger RNA of Epinephelus moara (kelp grouper), 1177 nucleotides long. RefSeq names its product leucine rich repeat containing 23 (gene lrrc23). The record is from RefSeq and is a predicted model, not a curated record. Lineage: Eukaryota; Metazoa; Chordata; Actinopteri; Perciformes; Serranidae. Bases 1 to 966 code for a protein of 321 amino acids. Gene Ontology annotation, molecular function: protein binding. The transcript is spliced from 8 exons.
AUGUCUGACAUGGAUGAAGAUGCAAUGUUGUCAGAUGUAGAGGGAGAGGAAGAAACACACCAGGAAGAAGCCGGAGAAGAAGAGAAGGUACAGGUUUGCCAUUUGACCCAAGAAACCAUAAGUCAGGGGCUCUCAUUGCUGUGCCGAACAGGAAAUGGACUUGGACAUGCAUUUAUCAAAGUGGACUUAAAAGACAAAGGACUGAAUGACAUAGCUGCAAUCAGCAAUUAUACUCACCUACGUUUCUUGGAUGUAUCCAACAACCACCUCAUUGAUCUUUCUCCUCUGGCAUCUCUGACUCAGCUGCUCUGGCUGAAGGUUGACAAUAAUGCUGUGGCAUGCUUCAAAGGGCAACCUUUCGCUCAGCUGACCUUCCUGCAGUGGCUGAGUAUGGCAGUGAAUCGGCUAACGGGCCUGGACGGCCUGGUGGGGCCUGCGCUGGAGAGCCUCAAUCUUACAGGUAACGGCAUUCAGAGAGUGAAUGGUCUCCAAGGUGGCUGUUUUGCCAACCUGGUAACUCUAGAGCUGAGGGGAAACCAGUUGGAUACCACUGAUGGCUUCAACCUUCCCAACCUGCAGCGAUUGUAUCUGGCCCAAAAUGUUAUCAAGCAUCUGGAGGGUUUAGAGAGGUUGGAGCGCCUCACCACCCUUCACCUUCGAGACAACCAGCUAGAUACUCUGAAUGGCCUCAGCUCCAACAUGAAGUGUCUCCAAUAUCUCAAUGUCAGAGGCAAUGUAAUCGUAGAGGAGAAUGCCCUGCAAAGCCUUGCACUCGUGUCAAAAACGCUGCGAGCUUUGGUCCUCUCUGAGAAUCCUCUUGCGGAAACAACAGACUGCCGGCUGAGUGUACUGAUGCUCCUGCCACAGCUGGAGCGACUUGACAAAGAUCCCGUCUCUCCCGAGGAGAGGACUGAGGCCCAGGAGAGACUCAAGGAACUUAAAGAAGAGGAAAUAUCUGAACCCUAAGAUUUGAAAUGGUGGCAAAAAUGAGGAAGUGUUGGACUUCCUUGAAAACACAGGCCUGGUGUAUAGAUAGGUGACAGUGAUUGUGUUGCAUGAAAUGCAUACCUUGAUAGAAAACCUUGUAAGAUGCACUUAUGUGUGCAUUAGGGAUGCUUGUGUCAUGUUCUUACACUAUGAGAGCCUAUUUUUUAAACAAUAAAAUUGUGAAAAUGUA